ACGAAUCUUAUAUCGCUACUUUUGUCUCACUGAGGGGAAUCCGCAUCUAGCACCUGAGACGCUGGCAUGUGAAACGCCACCCAGCCGGCUAUAAAACAUCAAGCACAACGGACCUGUUCACUUAUACACUUUUGGUUCUGUCUCCUUUCCAAGAACCAUCGUGUUGGAUGUUGGUUUAGUCCUUUUUAGGAAAUAAAAUAUCUCACAGAUAGCCCACAUGUAAUACCCGUUUGGUGUGGAACUGUGUGGUGUAUAUUCGCCCAGGAGGAGAAGGAGACAAAGUUGGAUUACCUCAGAGCCCCUAGCCUUUGAGUGAAAUUUCAUCAGCUGCUCUAUAAUCAUGAUUCCACCUGGAGACUGUCUGUAUGCUGGGAGGAAGAGGAGGAAACCCAUUCAAAAACAAAAAGCAACAGCAGCGAACCAGAAGUCCAACCCGUCCAAAAGACAUCGGGACCGACUGAAUGCAGAGCUGGACCGGCUGGCCAGCCUACUGCCGUUCACUCCAGACGUCAUCUCCAAGCUGGACAAGCUUUCAGUGCUGCGUCUCAGUGUCAGCUACCUCCGCGUCAAGAGCUUCUUCCAAGCUAUUCAGGAGAAACCAAGCAGAACACACAGCACUGAGGCCUCCAGUCCUGAGCCCAAGAAGUGCAGCCUCGGAAAUGGCGUUCUGGAAAGCGAUCUUCUGCUUGAGUCUUUGACAGGGUUUGCGCUGGUUGUGAGUACAGACGGAGUCAUAUUCUACGCAUCUUCUACCAUUGUGGACUACCUGGGCUUCCAUCAGACGGAUGUGCUGCACCAGAACAUCUUUGAUUACAUUCAUGUGGAUGAGAGGCAGGAGUUUAGAAGACAGCUCCACUGGGCCAUGAACCCCACCCAGCAGGACCACCACGCUGCAACAGCAACUGGUGAGGACUUUAUGGUGGGCAGUCUGUUCAGCGCUCAGGAGCCGGAUGGUGUUCCUCCUGAACUCUCUCCUUUCCUCUCUCGCUGCUUCAUCGUUCGAGUUCGCUGUUUGCUGGACAGCACAUCUGGCUUCCUGAGCAUGCAGUUCCAGGGCAGUCUGAAGUUCCUGCAGGGUCAGAAGCGGAAGAGUGAGUCCGGUGCUCUGCUGCCCCCUCAGCUGGCACUGUUCUGCAUGGCCAUACCGCUCGUUCUACCCUCAAUCACUGAGCUCAAGAUGAAGAACAUGAUGAUAAAGAGCAAACAGAAAGGCUCCAACAGCAGUGAGAAGAAGCACCGUAUUUCACAUGGCCAAUGUGAUGCCGGUGACAUGCUGCUGGUCAAUUGGACGACCUCAUCUUCUAGGGACCCCUGCCAGAGCGAUUCAUGUGUGGCACUCGCCAAAGACGGUGUCCAGUACAGGAGCGAAAACUACUACGGCCAGGACGAGCCCCUCAACUUCUGCCUGUCCUCCAUGGGGGUCUCUAGACUGCAUAAUACAGACGGUCCAUGGGAUGCACGCAUGGGGCCUACUGGCUACUUUUCCAGCAAGUUAAGCAAGCACGCACAAUCUGGAAAAUAUUGCAGCUCUCCAGGCUCUCCGCCUGUGGGGUCACAGGGUAAACUUUAUGGACAUGGUGAAAGGGAUGGUUACUGUGGGCAUGGGAAGAAUGAGAGCAGGUACACAGCACAUAACGACUGUUAUAGUGGAUUGUUAUUACCUGAGACUGCUAUUAAAACAGAGCAAGACUCUGAUUCAGAAAGUGGCUGCAGUAGGUACACCACCAUGUCCCAGAAUGGGGUUUGGCGCUACAGCAUGGCCUUCAAUGAGGGACACCAGGUGAAAUCAGAAGGAGAAUACUAUAACCACUAUAGCCCAUGCCAAAGUGGCAGGGUGGCUGGUAUCAGCCCAAACCUCAAUGGCCACCACAAGUAUCUCUAUGCAGGCCCCAGCAAGGCUCUAAAGUGCGUCAUCAACAAAGACGUCCCUCAUUCUGAUCUUCUCGGUAACCAAGGAAACUGUAUUGAUGUCCACACAUAUGCUAACGGCUCUACAGAACCCAAAGUCUUCAUGCAGCCAGAUUACAAACUGAGCUACGAGUUCAGGAGUCACAGUCUUCUCCAUUCCAUCAAAAGAGAGCCCAUGGACUCUCCGCCUUGGACCAACGGCAGCCAUGAUGUCAUUCAAGUACAUUCAGAAAGAAAUGGAGAAAAUGGUACCAUGAAUGCAGUAGUGCACAAAUCCAAUCCAUAUUUGUAUAUGCAAUGAUCUACCUAUUUUAUUGUUUUGCUUCCUUUCGGAGUUGAAAUGUUAGAUUAAAGGAAUAUGCCAGUGUUUUUCAACCUAAUCUCUAUCUACCACUUCUAUGUUUUACUGUUGGAGGCAGUCAUGGGCUGGAGGUUAGUGAACCGGACUUGCAACUUGAACGUUGACGGUUCAAUCCCCUGACAGUACAUGGCUGAGGUGCCCUUGAGCAAGGCACCCAACCUCCAACUGCUCCUUGGGCACCCCGGAUAGGGCUGGACCAUAAGUGGGCCAUGUCUGGGCAGAAUUUUGAUCCACUGUCAGUCAGCUGUAAGUUAGGGAACUAGCCCUGUGACCGGAAGGUUCCCGGUUCAAUCCCCAGAGCUGACAGUACAUGACUGAGGUGUCCUUGACCAAGGCACCUAGCCCCCCACUGCUCCCCGGGCCUGCCGAUAGGGUUGCCCACCGCUCUGGGCAAGUGUGCUCACUGCCCCCUAGUCUGUGUCUUCA
Pygocentrus nattereri (red-bellied piranha) is the source of this 2695-nucleotide messenger RNA. It is a transcript of the gene ahrrb, whose product is annotated as aryl-hydrocarbon receptor repressor b. The coding region runs from base 341 to 2209 and encodes 622 amino acids. Lineage: Eukaryota; Metazoa; Chordata; Actinopteri; Characiformes; Serrasalmidae. Gene Ontology annotation, cellular component: aryl hydrocarbon receptor complex; nucleus. The transcript has 9 exons. Gene Ontology annotation, biological process: regulation of transcription by RNA polymerase II. Gene Ontology annotation, molecular function: nuclear receptor activity; protein dimerization activity; transcription cis-regulatory region binding. The record is from RefSeq and is a predicted model, not a curated record.